CGCGACGUCAGAGCUGACGUGCACAACAAUAGCAGACCGUGGGUGUUUGUGUGUGAGCGGAUCAAUCAGCCGAUCACAGAUCGGUCAGGAUGUCGUUUCAGACCAAGAAGAGCAGCGCGAGACCCGCGGGCGACCAUCUCAUCAUCAAAGGAGGAAAGAUCGUCAAUGAUGAUCAGUCAUUCUAUGCUGACGUCUAUAUUGAGGAUGGGACCAUCAAACAGAUUGGUGAGAACCUGAUUGUUCCGCCUGGCGUGAAGACGGUAGAUGCAUACGGUCAGCUGGUGAUCCCCGGAGGGAUCGACGCCAAUACUAAUCUUCAGGCUCCACAGAACGGCCUGAAACCAGCUGAUGACUUCUACCACGGAACCAGAGCCGCCUUAUCUGGAGGAACCACCAUGAUCAUGGACCAUGUGCUGGUGGAGCCAGGGACUAGUUUAUUGUCAGCAUUUGAUCAGUGGAAGGAGAUGGCUGAGCAGAGGGCCUGCUGUGACUUCUCCCUUCACCUGGACAUCACCCGCUGGAACGAUGGACUGUACGAGGAGCUGGAGACACUUGUCAAAGAUAAAGGAGUGAACUCCUUCCUGUUCUUCAUGACCUACAAAGACAAAUACCAGAGCUCCGACUCUCAGCUCUACGAGGCUUUUGGUGUCUUACGGGAUCUUGGAGCCAUUGCACAGGUCCAUGCUGAGAACGGGGACAUCAUUGAUGAGGAACAGAAGAAGCUUCUCAACCUCGGCAUCACUGGACCUGAAGGACAUGUGUUGUCUCAUCCUGAAGAGGUGGAGACGGAGGCAGUCUAUCGGGCCAUCACCAUCGCCAAACAGGCCAACUGUCCACUGUACAUUACCAAGGUGAUGAGCAAAUCUGCUGCUGAUGUCAUUGCCAAAGCCAGGAAGAAAGGUAUGGUGGUGUAUGGGGAGCCUAUUACAGCCAGCCUGGCUACUGACGGCUCUCACUAUUGGUCCAAAGACUGGGCCAAAGCUGCUGCCUUCGUCAUGAGCCCACCUCUCAACCCUGACCCUUCAACUCCACAAUACCUGACCUCCCUGUUGGCAUGUGGAGAUCUCCAGGUGACAUCCAGUGCUCAGGCCAGUUUUUCCACAGCUCAGAAAGCUGUCGGUAAAGACGACUUCACUCUGAUCCCAGAGGGAACCAAUGGGAUUGAGGAGAGGAUGUCUGUGGUGUGGGACAGAGCUGUGUCUACAGGGAAGCUGGAUGAGAACGACUUUGUUGCUGUGACGAGCACCAACGCUGCUAAACUCUUCAACAUUUACCCACGCAAAGGACGGAUCGCUGUUGGAUCAGAUGCCGAUAUCGUUGUGUGGAACCCAAAGGAGACGCAAACUGUUUCUGCAAAGACUCACAACCUGACAGUGGAGGUGAACAUCUUGGAGGGUUUGGAGUUUCGAGGCGUUGCAUCAGUGGUGAUCAGUGGCGGUCAUGUUGUUUUUGAGGAUGGUAAACUGAACUCGACUGAGGGCUCAGGACGCUUUAUCGCCAGGAAGGCUUUCCCCGACGCAGUUUACAAAAGGAUCAGAGCCCGCAGCAAGAUGGCCGAAGCUCGUGGCAUUCCCCGUGGAAACUAUGAUGGUCCGGUCCAUGAUGUUAUCAGCAUGACUAAAUCGGUCCCACCCACUCCAACCUCCAGGGGCACCCCAUGUCCAAAAAGCCAGACUGGUUCCCGAAACCUCCACCAAUCAGGAUUCACCCUGGCUGGAGCUCAGGUUGACGACCACAUACCUCGGCGCUCAACUCAGAGGAUUGUGGCGCCACCUGAUGCACUGGAGCCAACAUGGAGGAUAUGCACUCCUGCAUAUGAGGAGGGGUUGCUCUGGCAACAGUGCAUCUGUUGUGGUUGUUGUUGUUCCUGUAGUGAAUGUAAAACUACUUCCAGAGAGCUGCAUGAAUAAACUGUGAAGACAAA
Molecule: messenger RNA, 1924 nt
Organism: Scatophagus argus
Lineage: Eukaryota; Metazoa; Chordata; Actinopteri; Scatophagidae
Gene: dpysl4
Product: dihydropyrimidinase like 4
Exons: 16
Coding region: 90-1910 (606 amino acids)
Cellular component (GO): cytosol; cytoplasm
Molecular function (GO): hydrolase activity, acting on carbon-nitrogen (but not peptide) bonds, in cyclic amides
Source: RefSeq, a predicted model, not a curated record